Messenger RNA from Fonsecaea pedrosoi CBS 271.37, 1431 nucleotides. RefSeq lists its product as uncharacterized. The record is from RefSeq and is a predicted model, not a curated record. Bases 1 to 1431 code for a protein of 476 amino acids. The transcript has 3 exons. NCBI's taxonomy places the organism in Eukaryota, Fungi, Ascomycota, Eurotiomycetes, Chaetothyriales, Herpotrichiellaceae.
AUGGCACUUCUUUCCUGGCUCUCACCUUUCAUCAGUAAGCCUGAUGUCAGGGAUAGCACGCGUUUUCAAACGACGACCAGUCUAGAUACGAAGCCCAUCGAGGAUAUGGACUUUGAUACCCUCGCAGACAAGGUGGAAGCAUUGCGAGCUCAGCUCGAAUAUGCCAAUGAGCUUUGUGCGCAAGCAAACCUUCAAUUUGACAAAUAUCGCAUAGAACUAUACGAGCUCCGCAACUCGCUGGAUUCUGCGCGGGCAAGGGGCGACGAAGCGCGGCGCUUGCUGGUGGAGGAGCAAGAAAAGCGCGUAGCCCUUCAGGCACAAGCGAAGAGCCUGCAAACCAGCCUGAGAAACGAGUCUGUCCUUGCUGGUCAGCUGCAGGCAAGACUCAAUACUGAGACGACGUCGUUGAAGGCCAUGACUAAACAUGCACGGAGGCUUGAGGAGAGGUUGGUUGAUAUGCAGUUGGAUCUAGAAUACCUGAGAUGCACCACAAACACCGAGCCAGUCAAGGACCCUUUGGUCACCCUCGCGCAAGAUUCCCCUCUACCAGCGCAACCAUUUGUUGUCGUGCUGGUGGACGGUGACGCCUACUCUUGGGCUCGCGAUAUCUGCAAUCAGGGUACUGGACAAGGAGGCACUUCAACAACCGCUUGUGCUGAUGCGACUGGCCCAGGUGCCAUAGCUGCCACGAGGAUCCGUAACGAAGUCAUCAAGUACAUUCUGAAUCAGAAUGGAACUAUUCCGAUAACAUCCAAGGUUGUCACUCGCGUUUUUAUCAACUUUGGGGGUGGCGUCAGACAGCCCCGGCCUCGAAAGAGCCAUACAGGUGUAGCCGUAGCCGAUUUUGCGGUCCAGUUCACCGAGAAAAUCCCUCUGUUCGAUUUCUUCGAUGCAGGAAGGGGGAAAGAGAGGGCAGAUGACAAAAUCAGAGAAAACUUCCACCUCUAUCUCUCGACGCCGAACUGUCACGCAAUCUUUGUCGCUGCCUGCCUUGACAAUGGAUUUGCCCGGAUGCUUGAACAGUAUAGUGAUCAUCCGGUCGCCCGUCAAAAGAUCGUCUUAGUCUCGCCUGGCUACGUCGCAAACGAGAUACAGAAAUUGGCCCUGAAAGUGGUUGAGUGGCCCAGUGUCUUUGCUGUACGGUCCAUGCCAGCCAGUGCAGUUGUUAAGCACAAGAAAGGAACGCAGAAACUGCAAAGCCAGAAAGCCCGCACGCAGCGCAGUGUGUCUACACCGUCAAUAUUUUCCGAUGAGACGCGGUCGAGGCUCACGUCGAGAUUGUUGGACUUGGUCCCUGUGUGGAGUCCUAACGUGGGAAUGAGUAAAACCUCGAAUAGUGUUGGCCUGAGGGUGCAGCAAGUGACAGGGGCUGGUGUCGUUGAGCAUCUCGACCUCGCACAGAUAGGUGAGGCUGUCGAAGACAUCGACUGA